This is a messenger RNA of Stegastes partitus (bicolor damselfish), 6657 nucleotides long. It is a transcript of the gene frmd4a, whose product is annotated as FERM domain containing 4A. Gene Ontology annotation, biological process: establishment of epithelial cell polarity. NCBI's taxonomy places the organism in Eukaryota, Metazoa, Chordata, Actinopteri, Pomacentridae. Bases 231 to 3449 code for a protein of 1072 amino acids. The record is from RefSeq and is a predicted model, not a curated record. Gene Ontology annotation, cellular component: adherens junction; cytoskeleton; bicellular tight junction. The transcript has 24 exons.
GCGGAGCGCAGCUGAGCGCAGCAGAAUGGAAAGCCUUUCCAAAGACGCAGAGAGGGGCGCGUAGGACCGGCGUGGGGACCCCAACUCUCCUUCCAUCAUAUAUCCACGGACACGCGUACCGGCUCGCGUGAACCACGUUUGUCAGGCUGGACGGGACGGCGAGAACACCCACUUCACACUCGCGCACACAUGCCCACACGCCCACGGAGACGCACACUCUGGAGCGCACCAUGGUGGUCCAGGGCGCAGUGACGCCCGGGAGAACCCGCCGGCUGAUGCUUAAACUGCCGGUGGGAACUCUGCGGAGGAACAGUGGAGAAAGAAUGACAGAGGGGCGACGAUGUCAGGUCCACCUCCUGGACGACAGGAAGCUGGAGCUCCUCGUACAGCCCAAGCUGAUGGCUAAGGACUUGCUGGACCUCGUGGCGUCUCACUUCAACCUCAAGGAGAAGGAGUACUUUGGAAUUGCAUACACAGAUGAAACGGGCCAUUUUAGCUGGCUGCAGCUGGACCGAAGGGUAUUAGAACAUGAAUUCCCCAAGAAGUCUGGUCCCAUUGUCCUCUACUUCUGUGUCAGGUUCUACAUUGAGAGUAUAUCCUACUUGAAGGACAAUGCCACCAUUGAGCUGUUCUUUCUUAAUGCCAAGUCCAUCAUCUACAAGGAGCUCAUUGAAGUAGACAGUGAUGUCGUCUUCGAAUUGGCUUCCUACAUUCUACAAGAGGCAAAAGGUGAUUUCACCAGUAAUGAUGCAACCAGGUCUGACCUGAAAAAGCUGCCCGCUCUGCCCACCCAGGCCCUGAAGGAGCAUCCGUCUCUGGCCUACUGUGAAGACCGGGUCAUAGAGCAUUACAAGAAGCUCAACGGGCAGUCUAGAGGACAGGCUAUUGUAAAUUAUAUGAGCAUUGUAGAGUCUCUGCCCACAUAUGGAGUGCAUUACUAUGCUGUAAAGGACAAGCAGGGAAUCCCAUGGUGGUUGGGUCUGAGCUAUAAAGGCAUCUUUCAGUAUGACCACCAGGAUAAAGUCAAACCCAGGAAGGUGUUCCAAUGGCGUCAGUUGGAGAACCUCUACUUCAGAGAGAAGAAGUUCUCAGUGGAAGUUCAUGACCCCAGGAGUAGGGCGUCGGUAACAAGAAGGACGUUUGGUCACAGCGGCAUUGCUGUGCAUACCUGGUACGCUUGUCCUGCCCUCAUCAAGUCCAUCUGGGCCAUGGCCAUCAGCCAACACCAGUUCUACCUGGACCGCAAGCAGAGCAAGUCGAAGAUCCAUGCUGCGCGGAGCUUAAGUGAGAUUGCUAUCGAUCUUACGGAAACGGGAACUUUGAAGACCUCCAAACUGGCCAACAUGGGCAGCAAGGGCAAGAUUAUCAGUGGCAGCAGUGGCAGUCUGCUCUCCUCAGGCUCUCAGGAAUCGGACAGCUCCCAGACGGCUAAGAAGGACAUGCUGGCAGCACUGAGGGCCAGGCAGGAAGCUCUGGAGGAAACACUAAGACAGAGACUAGAGGAACUCAAGAGCAUCUGCAUAAGAGAGGCGGAGCUAACAGGAAAACUUCCAAAGGAAUAUCCUCUGGAUCCUGGAGAGGAGCCACCCACAGUGAGACGGAAGAUCGGUACCGCCUUCAAACUGGACGAGCAGAAAAUUCUACCGAAAGGAGAGGAAGAGGAGCUUGAGCGUUUGGAGCGGGAGUUUGCCAUUCAGUCCCAGAUUACAGAGGCAGCCAGGCGUCUUGCCAGCGAUCCUCACGUGAGCAGCAAGAAGCUGAAGAAACAGAGGAAGACUUCUUAUCUGAACGCACUGAAGAAGCUCCAGGAAAUCGAGAACUCCAUCAAUGAGUACCGGGUCCGCUCUGGCAAGAAGCCUACACAGAGGGCGUCGCUUAUCAUAGAAGAAGCUAAUAUGUGUUCUGAAGACAGCUCAUUGUCUGAUGCAUUGGUUUUGGAUGAUGAUGACCCUCAAGUCACAGGUACCCCCACCUUCUCACCAGUAGCAUCGCCUCACAAGGGCCUCCCUCCGCGACCUCCAUCUCACAGUCGACCCCCUCCACCGCAGUCCCUGGAUGGCCUGCGACACCUGCACUACACACGCUCCGACUACGAUAAAUCCCCCAUCAAACCCAAGAUGUGGAGUGAAUCGUCACUGGAUGAGCCUUAUGAAAAAGUCAAGAAACGCUCUUCUCACUCCAGUCACAGGCGUUUCCCUAGUUCUGGCAGUGCAGAAGCAGGGGGUAGUAACUCUCUGCAGAGCAGCCCCAUCAGGAGCCUCCCUCACUGGAAUUCUCAGUCCAGCAUGCCGUCGACCCCGGACUUGAGGACCAGGACCCCACACUAUGUACAUUCCACCAGGUCAGUGGACAUCAGUCCCACACGUCUGCACAGUCUCUCUCAGCACUUUAGGAACCGCAGCUCCAGCCUUGAGUCUCAGGGCAAACUGCUUGUGUCCGAUCCCGACGCACACCCGCACACCCUGGGCAGCCCUGACUUCUUCCUCGGCCCAGGACGCAGCUCCAAUGGCUCUGACCCACUGGACGACUGCUCAUCCUGCACCAGCCAAAGCAGCUCAGAGCAUUACUACCCCUCUGGUGGACCCCCAGGCAGCAACCCAAACUACUCUACUCUGGGAGAGGAUUCGCCCUCCAAAGCCAGGCAGAGGCAGAGGCAAAGGCACAGGUCUGCCGGUCAUUUGGGUUCCUCUAACUCUGGCUCGAUGCCAAACCUGGCAGCUAAGAACGGCUCUGGUGGAGGCACAGGUGGAGGCGGGGUGGGAGGGGGACACCAUGGAGUGUACCUCCACAGCCAGAGCCAGCCCUCCUCCCAGUACCGGAUCAAGGAGUACCCUCUGUACGUGGAGGGCAGCCCCAACCCGGUGGUGGUGCGCAGCCUGGAGAGCGAUCAGGAGGGCCACUACAGCGUGAAGGCUCAGUUCAAGACCUCCAGCUCCUACACGGCCGGUGGACUGUACAAGGAGGCCUGGGGUGGAGAGGAGGGAGGAGAGGGAAGCGGCCGACUCACACCGUCGCGCUCUCAGAUCGUACGGACUCCGUCAUUGGGGCGAGAGGGUGGUGGAGGAGGGGGGAGGGCGGCGGUGUCUGAAGAGCUGCGGUGCUGGUACCAGAGGUCUUCAGGGAGCCUAAAGGAGAGGAGUCACUCACAUUCAGGAUCCACAUCCUCCGAGACUGGGUCGCAGCAAGGCACUCUGGGACACGGUCGAGGGAGUAGAGUAGGAACACUCGUCAAAGGCUCACCAGCUGCAUCCCCCCACAGCCAGAGGAGUAUGACGCCCUCCAGCGAACACGCAGCCACACCCACACCCCCCUGUAGCCCACAGCACAUCCUCAACUGGCAGAGCGGGUCUUUCAGUGACAGCUGUUUUCUCAGCAGCCCCCUGUGCUCAGAGCUGGCAGAUGUGCAGUGGUACGGACAAGACAAGGCCAAACCUGGAACGCUGGUCUGAGACCUUCCUGUAGGGCCUAGACAAGUCUCAUUGCCCUCUCCUACUGCCUCCCCACUGUCCCUCACUACUACCCAUCAACAACCAACAACCUCAUCCUUUAAACCCUACAAAAACCCUGCCCUGACCAGACUGGCGGACUGGACAUGAGCCUCCUUCCUCCUUAAAUCUCCACCACCUCUUUAUUAUGCCCUGGUUAUCACAGCUCAGCUGGACAGGGACACACUCACUGGGCUCUGAUAAGGGCUGAUUUCACAGGACGGACUGAGAAGUGCCACCUCAGCUGUUGAACUGUUGCCCUACAGCACCACAGAGCCCUUUCUUUAACUCACUUUCUGCAGCACACGAGCAGCGGGGCAAGCGGAAGCAGGCGAUGGGAAGAGAGAGCACAGAAGAAUAUCAAAUAUACAACUCAAACUUCAACAAAACCGGCCAUUCCAGGAUCUGUUUCAUCUCAUCUUUGCGCCCCGACCUUACUCACUCCAGUGCACUGCCACUCAAUCAGAAGACACCUGCUGGAUUUGAGCCACCAGCUGAAAACCAGUUUCAAGGCCCAAAUGAUCUGUGUUGCAUUUCAUUACUCACAUUAAUGUUGUCUUCUUUUUUUUUUCUUCUUUUCUUUAUUUCACCCAUUCAUAUUUAUAAAAAAGAGAAAGUGACACUUUUCAAAAAGUCUAGACUAACACACAUUCGGAUGACAGAUUUAACACAUCGCAGUUUAUUCCACAACCAAAGACAGCAGCCGGAUCGACUGGUCACACCAGAAUCUCUGAGCAGGUGACUGUAUAAGAGUGAAGUCACGGUGACAACAUCAGGACGGUUUCUGGGAUUCUGUCUCAGAUCUUGAUGAGGACUAUAGCAAUAACAAACCUUGUACAAGUCUGUGAGCUGUUUGAAUCAACAGAGUGAACUGAAGCAGGCGUUCUCUGCCUUGUGAUGGUUGGAGCAAAGCAUCAUUAGUGCUUCAUAGGGAGAGUUUGGAGUUGUGGUUAUUGGAUUUGGCAUUAAUCUAUGCUUUCUUCAGUGACUUCAUAAUUUGUUUUAUGUAUUCGGUCAUCUGUCCACAGCAGUUUGUCUGACCGCAUGGUGAGUUGUGAUCAGUACUGUAGCCAGAACAUGGAGGGGUUCGGGCAGUCCGGGGUCAUCUGAGGGUGCUGUGGCCGCAUCAAGUCACGAUUUACUGCAACUUUUUAAGUUUGGCUGCAGUUUUUAAAUAGAAAUAUGAUAUUCAGAUAUGUUAAUUUUAUCCCCUACAAGUAAAAAAAAAAAUAAAAGGCUGCCCCCAUCAGUUAGUCGUUUGAUACUGAGGCUCUCUUCUUCUCCUUUGGUCUCGGCUCUGUACCAGCUCUCAGUCCCUUUAUAGCGCUGUGUUGUUUCAUCUCUCUGUCCAUCUCUUGAGUCUGACAAGAGCAGCCCGACUGAACUUACUUUUCCCAACAUGUUGGUGCUUUUACAUUUCUACUGUAAUUUAGUACUGAAGCUUUUUCGAGCUACAUACGCCUUCAAAUCCACACCCCCGCAGUGUAAAGCCAUUCUAUAAAAUAGCAGAAAAAAAACAGAAGACAGUCAGCAAGCGUUUGCUUAAUUUGGCAUCGGGUGAAAUAGGAUUUAUUUAGAUGUACUUUGUUCUGAAAGCACAACGUUAACGGUGUCUUUGAGGGCUGGAACUGCAGUUUGUGUAUUCGCAUAUCAAAGUUCUUUUUAUUCGUGUAGAAACAUUGAUGGAUUUCAGGUGGAUAAUGAUUAAAACCCCACUGUAAGGGCAGAUGAGAGAGCUAUAGCCAGAACUGAGGAAAACAAAACAUUUUCUAACACGCCCUAAUCAACAAUCAGAUAUUCAGAACAGGGUUAGAAAAGCACACCUGGUUUUGUAUGAAGGAAUUAAAGCUGUUUGUUUUUAGCUAUCAUCGAACCAGUUUCCCCUCAUCUUCCCUCGAUCGAUGUUUAUCCUGCAGAAUGAUUUUCACCUUCAUGUGGAGCGGAAAUAAAUUAAUGUCACUAAAAUGAUCACAGAUUGUAAAUCUCAUUGACGGAGAGAAGUGGACAUCUUUUUAGUCGUAUCGCACCGUUCCCACUGGACUGUGCUGCCCCGCAUGGGAGGAACGGUAUAUAUCUCACCCUGUCCUAAAUAGUGUCGUGUUUCCUUCAUGCGCCGUUGUUGUAAUCCGCCACUUUUUCUGCACUAGAAGCUCCCGCUCCCUGCAUGGUUGGUUCUUCAAGAGUUACUCAUCCACGAUUGGUCCAAUUUAACAACCCAACACUGGAGCCAGCGACCACUGGUUCCCAUGAAUCUAGUGUAUUGAUCCUGCGUUUUCUCUCUGAAAAUCUUUGCCCACCAUUCGAAGACACGAUCCCCGUGCAUGCCGUGCAGAUCCACUGACAAAACGAAGACCCCAAAGACAGCAUCUCCUCAACAUUAGCACGUUUUGCUCCAUAGUGUCGACCCGCCCACCCACCAAAAAAAAAAUAAAAAAUGUCGCCCUUGUUAUGAUCUGUUAUAAUCUCUGAUCUCUGAGCCCGUUGUGAAGAAGUGUGACAUCGUUUCCCCCUCUGUAGUUCCAAACAACAUAUUUCCUGUUCUCCAUGCAAACGUAUGAGGUUUUUUUGUAAUACUCCAAGAGAAAUGAACUAACUAUUUUAUCAGUCUUUACCUGUAUGUACGGAGGGGCACCGUUAGGUUUUGUGGGGUUUUUAACAUUCACAUUCAUUGUUUUAACAAUGUUCCAUUUUAUAUGAACCAGUAUUGUUUUUGUUUUUUUUAAGUUCUGACCUUGUAACAACCCUUUCAGGUGCUACAAAAUGACCAGUUACUGCUUUGUCACGUAGGAUCUAGACAUUUCUUCAUCAUUACCAAUAGAUUCAAUACCAGAUGUGCAAAAUGAAGCUUAUUUUAACAGACAGUUUAAUAGUAGAACACUUCCUCUACCAGACAAUAGAGCAUGUAACUCGAUUUUAUCAGUUCUGUUCAACUGUAACAAUACAUUAAAGGUGUUGUAGAAAAAAAAAUGUGGAAUUGAUUUAAAAAAAACAAACACACAAAAAAAAGCAGAAUUCCACAGUUAAUUUAUUCUUUUUUCUAUUAAGAAUUUGUAUAGUAACUUUACAUUUUUCAAAACCGUGUUGUUGGAAAUUGAUGAUGAAUUUUCAAGAUGAGAAGCCGUGGUGGUUCUUGAGAGUAAGAAAAAUAAAUUAUUGAUGAAUGUUCUCAAGA